AUGAUAAUUUCAUCCUUUCUGAAUCCUGAUCAUCAUCAUCAGGACUCCAACUCGGUUUUCCACUCCCUACGGAAUGCUUCUCAAUUAUUUUCAAAUUUCACAGCAAAUACUACAACAUUCACUGCUUCAUUAUUCGUUGCAGUAACAGCAGCAGCAGCAUCAUUAAUUUGGAAAUGGACUUGUCACAUUUCUUAUCCAACCAAUAAGAAGAAUGACUUUUUCAAUAAUUGUGUGGAGAAGGAUGAUGAUGAAUGUAUGAAAUUUGGAACAGACGAAGAACCUUUGUGUGAAUUGAACAAUUUUCAUGACUUUUUCGAUCAAAAUGCAACAACAACCAACCAAUUUGAAACAAGGAAAUUGCGCAAAAUUAUCAUCUUUUUAAUUCCAUCACUCUUUACAGAUCAUCGAAUUUUUAAUCAUCAAACAAAAGUUUUUGGAAAUUUAAUUGAAACGAUUGAUUUAGAAAAAUUGAAAGAAAUGGAAAAUUCCAAAUUGACCUUACACAGUUAUGCUCAACAACUUGCUCGUCAAAUGAACACUAUUUGUAGUGAAGAAAUUAAGAAUAAUUCUGUUUUUGAAGGAUUUCUUGUGGGUGGAUUUUGUGUGGGUGGAAUGAUCUCAAUUCUUCUCGCUCAGGAAUUGUUAAAAAGUUCAACAAAUCCAAAAAUGUUAAAAGGAAUUUUACUCAUUGGAAGUUGUCCUUCAUUUACUCACUGUGUCGAUCUAUAUUACAUGAACUUGAAACGAAUGGUCAUGAAUUAUCUUCCCACUUUUAUAUUUGAAUUGAUUGUGAAAAUUUAUUUAUGGUCCAAUAGUGCUGUGAGUGCGUGGAUGGAGAAAAGUGUGUUGAGAAGUUUGUGGAAUCAAGACCAAAAGGUAAUGGAGGAAUAUCAGAGCUUGUUGAAGAACAUGAUGGUGGAUAAGGAUCCUGAGUUUGUCAUUCAAAUGUUGAAGGCUGAAUUUAAUUUUAGUUCUGAAGAGGGACAAGAGGAUCAUGUGAAAUGGACCAUUUUCACUGAGAAUCAAAUUCCAAUCUUUCAUAUACACGGAGAUCACGACUAUUUGAUUCAAUCCUCUCUCUGUGAAAAGACACUUUCUACCAUUAACACGUAA
Messenger RNA from Naegleria fowleri, 1113 nucleotides. RefSeq lists its product as uncharacterized. The transcript has 3 exons. The record is from RefSeq and is a predicted model, not a curated record. Lineage: Eukaryota; Heterolobosea; Eutetramitea; Acrasida; Naegleriidae. Bases 1 to 1113 code for a protein of 370 amino acids.